AUGCCUGCACAGUACUCGUCGGUUGAAACCACCAUCGCUGUGGAAGCCGAAGAUUACUACAACCAGUCACAGUUUGCUUCGUGCCUGACCCACAUGAAAAAGCUGCAUUCAAUGAGACCGACUGAUCCCAAGGUUUUAGCGAACAAGGCUCUCAUAGAAUUUAUCUACCAGAAGAAGUUGACAUGCUCAGAUGAAUACCUAGCACAGCUUCAAAAGGCCGCUACCCUUGCUGGUUCCCCUCUUCUGGUGACCGGUAGCUCAGAUGUCCGCGUUGCUGUAAGGCCAGUUGGUCCUACAGCUGAACCAUCUGUAAUUUCUAUGCAUUACAAUUAUGCUCUCGUUCUGUUCCACCAAAGACAGUAUGUGUGGGCAGAACGCAUGCUUGCCAGCCUACUCGGCAUAAUUACGGCAGAUGCUCCACCUUCUUCAAUUGAAUUUCCCUUGGGUGCGGGGGCUCUCCUUUCUCAGAGGUGCUUCCUCCUUUGGAUGGACUUGUGCUUUUGUCUUCAAAGACCUCGACGAGUCUUCGAGUUUGCCUCGUAUUGGCUGCAGCAGCUGAAUUCAGGUGAUGAAAGUGUCAGAAAGCCCGUAGAGGUAGAAGUGCUGGAUAUGCUUCGGGCGAUUGCCCGUCCUCUACGCGUUUUUCAUUUUCGAGCAUGCCUAAUGACUGGGCAGAUCAAAAUUGCUCAAGAAGCUGCCAGCCAGCUCUCUCAGUCAGAUGAUGACCUUGGUAAUAAGAGUUGGGACACUUCCAAGAGCCUUGAUUAUGCUUGCGCCCAGCUCUCGUAUCUGGAGCAAGAUCAUACCAAAACCGUUAAGCGCUUGAAUGCACUCCUUCCUACCGCAUCGACCUCAUCGUCCAUCUCCGUUGAUCAAGAACUCCCUCUGGUGUGGAACAAUCUGUCUCUCACCUACUUCCGCGCCGGCUACCUCGGCCUGGCUAUGUUGGAGGCGCGUGCUGCUCUCCGGCACACCAAAAGCUUGGCGGAUGAAGUGACUGCAGCAGCUACUGAAGUCGGGCGAUUGGUCAACUGCACGCCUCUGUACCAGUUGGGCGCGAGUCGGCACUAUGAGUUGCUCUACAACACAGGUGUCCAACUCCUCCUUGGGCAAAAAAACCUAGAAACUGCAUUCAGUGCUCUUCUUGCAGUGGUCAAAGUGUAUCCUCGCAAUCCGCGUCUGUGGCUUCGGCUUGCUGAGUGUUGUGUCAAGGUGCAUAGGCCUAAUAACCUGAUCGAAUGGAAGGCGGAGUCUCGAGCAUCUUGUCUACAACGCGUGGUGGGCGAAGGCGCUGCUCGAAAACUAAUUCUUGGAACUGAUGAGGGGUCGCAGAAACCUUCAAGAAAUGAAUUGACACCAGCAUCAGAGGCGAAUCUGAGUCUAGAAUUUGCUGCACAAUGCCUUCGAAACGCUGCUUUCCUACUUCCCAGGCCGCCGAUAGAUUUAAAUGCCUCCACUGCGUCCUCUGACCAAUUGCCUGUUGACCGACUGCGCUCUGCUCUCCUCAAUUGGGCUACAUUGCAGGCCAUCCAAGUGCCACCAUCCAGUCAACCAUUGUGCGGGAUGGCGCUGCUGCAGGUGAUCUCCGCAGUUCUCUUGACCAGUGCUUAUGUUGCGCUUUGUCUUGAGGAUCCCGUAGAAGCUAUCUACUACGCUGAACAGCUCCUCUCCGUUGGUCCUUCGUCGCCGCGACCCGUCACCGGUACCAUAGACAACACCUUCGUUUGGAUUGGUCUCAUCGCUCCACCUGCACAUCGCUACCUUGCAAAGAUGUAUCUUGCGGAGGCUCGAAUCGCCAUGGAUGAAGUCACAGAGGCCAGCAUGAGCUUGCUCUCUAAGGACUGUGUCACCUCGGUGGAACGCGCUUCUGCCCUUCCUGUACACGCUCUACGCUCCUACGCUUUUCUUCAACGCGAAUGCGCUUGCCUUUCGCCUGCCUUUCUUCUACCUCAAACACACUCGCUUUGUGGUCUUCGUACCGAUGCAGUUGCAAAUACUACCACUAGUGCAGGAACAAAGAGCUCCAACAGCGACCUGCAGCGUCUCAUCCAACUUCAUAAGGAGCAAUGCGAAGUUGAGCCUCUACUCUGUCAGUCUAUCAACCCCAAGAGCCCCGAUUUCCCUUAUUUUGUGGAUCAAGCUAUUGGAGUACUAUUGUACAACAUGGCGGUGUGUUUUGCGGUGCGUGGAGACCUAUCUAGAUCGCGGCAUCUACUGGAAAAUGCCGCACCCUCCCUUCUAGUUAACUUUCUGGACCCUGGCUCUCGCGCACCGGUUCGUCAUGGGAGCGAGGAGCACCAACGCUUGCUCUACCCAACUGACGCAACGAUAGGUGGUAUAUCGCGCCUGCUAACCACUCACCACCUCCCUAGACAGUUUUUGUUACUGUGGUUGUACCUAGAAAUGCGAGAGGAUAGGGCCUCGUCGGCGGUGAACUUCUUAAGGGCACACAUAGGCGACGUUGCGUUCAACAGCCACUUCUCUGAUAUGUCGAUGAGAGAGCUGAGUGCUGAUGGGGGAAUGUUGGGCGAGGAUGGAAUCUCGACCGUGAUGUUUGAUGAUGGUGGAGUGGAACGAUUGGAGAUGUCUACUAGGCCUUUGACCCGUCCUUUGUCGAUGGCACCAUUGAGGUCUGCCUCGUCUUCUCGUCCAAUGCCUUUGCAAAUUCAAGAUCCCCCGCCAUCAUCGUCAUCCAAAUCUGCAGCGGCUCCAUGCUGGACUGAUGCGGAUUGGCCUCCAUUGCAAGAGUGGUAG
Messenger RNA from Hydatigera taeniaeformis, 2754 nucleotides. NCBI's taxonomy places the organism in Eukaryota, Metazoa, Platyhelminthes, Cestoda, Cyclophyllidea, Taeniidae. The record is from the annotation of a GenBank genome assembly.